Messenger RNA from Siniperca chuatsi (mandarin fish), 4093 nucleotides. Its product is annotated as SH3 and cysteine-rich domain-containing protein 2-like. Gene Ontology annotation, biological process: positive regulation of voltage-gated calcium channel activity; skeletal muscle contraction; positive regulation of protein localization to plasma membrane. Gene Ontology annotation, cellular component: extrinsic component of cytoplasmic side of plasma membrane. The record is from RefSeq and is a predicted model, not a curated record. Gene Ontology annotation, molecular function: protein binding. Bases 569 to 1837 code for a protein of 422 amino acids. The transcript is spliced from 11 exons. NCBI's taxonomy places the organism in Eukaryota, Metazoa, Chordata, Actinopteri, Centrarchiformes, Sinipercidae.
AUUGCCCAAAUCAUGCGCCUCAGACGCACGGGAAGGCGUGCCUCAGAUUGCGUUUACAUUUAAGUCUGUGCAGUGGUGAAGGACACAGUUCGCUAUGGAUUUACACCUAGCUAGUGCCUUCCACAGCACACACUUUGUUUGGAUCUAAUCAUAUGAAGCUGAAAUUUCCACAUCGAUGUUUUGCUGAUUGGAACCUUUUUUGCAACUGUAGGACGGAAUUUGGCCACAUUGGAGCGCAACAAGGGACAAUACAAUAACCCAUACGCGAGGCUCAACCUUUUCCUGAAUGCUUGUCCUUGCAUGGUAUGAGCGAAAUAUAAUCAGCUGGUGUGUGUGUAUGUUUAGAAACUGUUUAAUCAAACUAUAAGCUUGCAAUUGGUGUGGAGAACAAAUGGCAAUAAGGCGUCCACCUCGCAGUGCGCACAAAUUCCUGUGAUGUGGAUCUGUCACACUUUGUCAAGCUUUUGUAUGGCUAAAGCCAGAGGUUUUCUAUCGACUGGACACAGUUUUAGGAGUUAAAAGUUUUUUAUUGUUUGAGUCUUGAACGACUCUUUCCAUCACUGUAUCAAUGAUGACUGAGAACAAUGAGAUGGAGAGUGACCCGCAGCUCCAGCGCUCUCCAAGCACCUUGUCCAUCCAACCGAUGACAUCCAAGCUCCAGAGACUAAAACGCUCGCUGUCCUUCAAGACCAUCAUGCGCAGCAAAAGCGUAGAGAACUUCUUCCAAAGGUCCUACAGUGACGCUCGCCUGCCCCCGGAUUUCAUCACUGACCCGCCACCUCCUUCUCCUCCACUGCUGCCUGGCUCUCCUCUUGUCAGCGACCGCUCACCAUCCAUUUCACCAUCUCUCAGCCCCAACCCUUCCAUCUCCUCCCACUCCCCUUCUCUCAGCCUCUCCCCAUCACUGCCCACCAAGCCUCCCCGACCUCAGAUUACCCACUGUUUCCAGGACCAUGUCUUUCGCAAGCCCACCAACUGCCAGCACUGCAAGCACAUGAUAGUGGGAAACUCCAAACAGGCUCUGCGGUGUAAAACGUGCAAGAUGGCUGCUCACCUGUGGUGCACCUCAGAACUAUCACAGCAGCCAUGUCAUGGGAAGUCUGGAGCGUUCAAGCGAAACUUCAGCUCGCCGAUGCUCAUCAAUGACCAAUUGUCUGUUGUCAAGGAAGUUCAACCAAGCCAAGAGGCUGCGCGGAUGCGUGUAGACCCCGUGUAUGCCGCCUUGCGCUACGGGACGUCCUUGGCACAGAUGAGCCGCUCCAGUUUUGGCAGUUUGUCAGAGUCACCAACACGCAGCCUGGGGGAGGGAGGUGAGGAGAGUCAACAGAGACAGUACAGCAUGGAGGAAGAGAUAACUCAGGAGACAGGGGACGACCCUGUCCCCGACACUGAGAUCGAGAAGGAGGAAGACGAGAGCAGCGGCCAAGUUCCGACUCCUGCAGAGGAUAGCAGUGUGAAGGUGCCCAAGCGCAUUGAAGUUCACUCCAUCCACACCUAUGUAGCGCUCUACAAGUUUCUGCCUCAGGAACAGAAUGACCUGGAACUACAUCCCGGUGAUCGGGUGCAGGUCACUGAUGACUCUAAUGAAGAGUGGUGGAAGGGCAAGAGUGGUGACAGAGUAGGCUUCUUCCCUGCCAACUUUGUGCAGAGGGUCCGGCCAGGAGAGAGAGUGUGGCGGGUUGUCCAGGGCCUUCCCGGCAACCGAGAGAGAGGACACAUGGCCGUGAGGGAAUCACAGAUCUGUGUGGGGAAGCUAGAAGACGGCGAGGUGUUUCUGAAGCUGAGCAGUGGGAAGAAGAGAGGGCUGGUCCCAGCUGACUCCAUAGAGGAGAUCUGAGCCUCUGUGCGCACAUCACCAUCAUUCCUCUUCUACUUCCCUGGGAUGCACCCAUCUUCAAACUAUCAGCAUCAUCCCUCCCCCAACCUUCGCUUGGCACAAAAUCAGCCGCAGCCUCUCCAACCAGUCCUGAGUGACUUCAACCAAACAGAUAAACUGGACAAUCAAACAGAUGGACGAAAAACACACACUUCUACAAAGAGCUGGAACCACAGCCCCCCGAUGAACACGUGGUUUCCAGUUGAUUGGGUUUACUGUGUUUAAUAGAGUGUUUAAUAGGGUGUACAGUUAUGCGGUAGUCCUGCUCUUAGAAAGGAACUGUUUCUCAGCAGUCUAGUGUUGCUGUAGGUUUAUCUUUCCAAUACAAAAAUCAAUGUUUAGUUAGACAAAGGGUGCACAAAAAUGCUUUAAAUAUGCUUGCAGGAUGCCGGUUCACAUUUUGUUUUUCCUCAUCAAAAAGACGUCUACCAACGUGGGAGGAGGCUGAGUCCUGUCAUGGGAACAUGAUGCUUCUGUCAGUGCCCUUUUCUUGUUCCUACCCACUCUGUAUGUCUCAUCCCUAUCUGCUCAUGUCAGGGUCUCUGGCCUGGGGACUGAUAUCAGCUUCAUGUAGACUGGUACACAACAUGAGGCACUCGCCAAGGACAACCACUGCCAGCCAGAGAAGGUUAAUUCCAUUCAGACAGACCGGAGAAUCAGAUGAAAGGAGUACACACAAUCCCAAAAUCCUCAGGAGUUUCAGGCUGAGUUAUAACUUCCAACUUUAGAGUGCAGAAAUUAGAAGAUUUUCAAAGGAAAAUUGGAGGCUCUGAGGAUCUUUUCAUAGGAAACUCAAAAACAUUUUUCCCGACUUUUUCUGUAUAAAAUAAUGAAAAUAUCACACAAAAAAUGCAUCAGCAUCUUUUAAUUUCCGGCAAAAGAGCAUAAGUCAAUCAUGGUUGACCCCAUGGUCCACAGAAAGAUCAACUCAACAAAUUUUGCUAGACUAAAUCUAUAAGACAGGAACUUAAACUUCCAGGAAUUUCUUCUUUGGUGUAACGUAUGUUGUUGAUAACUCAGAAACAUCAAUGGUCUAUAUUUUGUUGUCUUACUGUUUUAAGCAAAUGUGAUGCAGGAGAAAUCAAAAGGGUUGGUCUCUGCAUAGACCCGCUGAAGAGCAGCAGCGGGUAUUGCAAGUAUUGCACAGCAUUUUAACAUGCAAUACACAAUGCAAUACACACAAUGGGGAUCUUUCUGACCAUGACAAGGAGUCUAAGUUUCACUGACAGCUUGGAGGAAGACACAGGAAAACAGAGGGAGGAAGAGGUGCAGUGAGAAGAAUGACAUCAGUGUUGAACCGUUAUGAGUCAGUGUGUGCAUGCAGGUAGUGUUGUACCCAUGGGCGCACGACUCAUCAUUGAUCAAAUGUCAGCCUGUCAUCUCCAUCUUUCACUCCCUGUUUGGCCUCUCUUGUCCUCUCUUUAUUGAUGUGACUGGUCAGUUAUGAAAUAAAGUGAAGGCAUUUUCUUUUCGUAUGUAGGUACACUUUUGAUGGUUUAGACUUCCAUCGAUUCAUUCAUCCAUUACUCAUUUAACAAAUUUGAUGCAUUUCUUUAAAAGAACACCUUGUUCCAGAGAGAGGGGAGACACACUCCACUUGUGAGAGAUCACGAACAUGAGGAAAAUGUAUGAUUGAAGCAAAUAAUGCAACAGUACAAUGAUGGCACUAAAAUUAUGAAAUAAUUUAACUCAUAUGUCUUCUUUCAGAGCGCAGAGAACUAGCUAAUAUGAUUCUUCUCUAGUCUACAUUUCAAUAUAUGUGAAAGCCUUUAGAGACUGUGAGAAAUAUCUUCUUGUAAUAACAAGAAUAGCACUUUAUUUUGUGUCAUCUUAAUAAGUUGUCCUUUUUAUUGAGGUAUCUCCUCCAUAGUGAUAGCUGUUGUAUUGAACAAUCAUAUACCUGCAACUUCACUUCACUUCAGCAUGGAGUUCUUCGGGCUGAUGGCUUAUCUUUGUAUGUCAGAUAUUUCUAAAGUCAAAAAAUAUCAGAGAUGGAGAAAACUGAGAAUAACAUAGCAGCAACCAUCCUAGAGAAAAUUGGUGGAUUUAUGAUUUUACCCAUGUAAACAAUUUGUUAUCGUGCAUUGCGUCUAGUUUUAUGUAGCAUCACAUGUUCACACCUUUGAGACUUCAAAAUGUAAAGUAUGUGUUUGGAUGUAUCCAGAGUCCAGAGUCAUUGGUUGGCCACAUACCUCAAUAAAAGAUCUUUACAAAACA